Messenger RNA from Anthostomella pinea, 780 nucleotides. The record is from the annotation of a GenBank genome assembly. NCBI's taxonomy places the organism in Eukaryota, Fungi, Ascomycota, Sordariomycetes, Xylariales, Xylariaceae.
AUGAAGCUUUCCACAGCCCUUGGACACCUCGCGCUACUCACAGCAUCCCUUACAGACGCUGCUGUAGUAGCUCGACCUGAAAACGGGCUCCUCAACAAGAGAGCCAACAUACAGAACCCACAGAAUGCUGGCGUGUUCGUCUACCCGCCAGACGGCCUGAGCUUUACGCAGAUUGCCGCAGUCCUCACGAUUCCGUCCAGUGUCACCGUCCCAGAUGGUGCUCCAGCCGGGAAUUACUAUGGAUCUGCCUGGAUUGGCCUUGAUGGCGAUGCCAAUGGCGCUACUUCCCUGGUCCAGACAGGUAUCCGUUGGAACUUGGUCGACAAUGUUCUCUCCUGGCAGACGUGGUACGAGUGGCUACCCCAAGCAGAGACCGACAUCUCGGAUGGCAGCAUCACUAUCCAGCCCGGCGACCAAUUCACAUUGAUAAUUCACGUGGACUCUCCGACCCAGGUCACCAUCUCCAUAACCGACACGACGCAGAAUGAAGCAGCUCAAACCUACGCCGUGACCGCCCCGGAGGGCUCAAGUGUUUCGGGAAACACGGCCGAGUGGACCGUGGAGAACCUGCAUCCGUCACAGAACCUCAAUUUUGCUGAUUUCGGGGUUGUCACUUUCGCGUCUUGCUCGGCGCAGCUGUCGGAUGGCUCGUAUCAGUACCCACCCAGUGGCGAUGAUUGGUAUAUCGUCGACGACGCAGGGAACCAGCUCAACUAUGUGACGGUGGGCGAUAACACUGUGACCGUCCAGUAUCGCCCGUCUGGUGGCAGCGUCGGUUAA